AUGAAUGAAACCAUCAUGGCUCGGAUGAACAUGAUACGAAUCUUGAUUCUCAUUGAGAUUUGCUCCAGAGUAGACAAUUCGGUUGCGUUCCAUCUUGUUAAUUUUCAAACCAAACAACAAUACUCGAGGACAUUGACGCAUUUCUUGUCAUUAGAGAAUGACGAUUUUGGGACAACAGAUGACGUGUCCUUGGAACAAACUGAAACCACAUUCCCUUCCAUAUCUCUCUUUAAAGAUGUAGAUUACGAGUAUCUUGCAUCAAUCGAUCAGGACGCAGAUUCCAUCUCGACCUUGGAAUCUCUGACGUCAUUCGAUAGACUACCCGAGAUCCCCACCAAAACAGAGGAAACAAUAAUGUCAAGAGUGACCGAAACGGCUUCGGCAUGUCUUAUCUUAACACUGGGAAGCUUUGCCACGUCCUACCUUAUUAGCGACUUGCUAAUCAAAUUUGAAUGGCUUCAAGAUUGGCGGUAUUUUUGGCCAUUGAUUGGUGGUUUGUAUGCGGCAGAUCCGAUCCUGCAACGAUUCUGGAAAAGCAAUCCAUCCAUGCUCCCCUUUAACCUUUCCAAGAAUCAGGGGAUCCAGUUUCUGAGUAUCGUGGGGGGCAUCUUUACUUUGAUUGGUGGUGCUUACGAUGCAUUUAUGCCAGUCUGGCAAACAGGGCCAAAUGUGUUCACCGUUGCAGGAAUUGGACAAGAUGGGGCCGUCUUAUUGCUGAUAGUGACUGCAGUAUCGAUCAUUCAAGAAAAGUGGAAGGUACAGAGAUCGACGAUAUAUCAGUCCAGCAACAGCAAUAGCAGCAACCGGUCCCUGCUUCAGAUUUUGCUCUUGGCGGAACUCUACCAGCUUGGGGAAUCGUCUGUGGAUGAGAUCGUGUCAACUGUUGAGGCUAUUGCCAAUUCGCUUGGAUGA
Cylindrotheca closterium is the source of this 912-nucleotide messenger RNA. NCBI's taxonomy places the organism in Eukaryota, Bacillariophyta, Bacillariophyceae, Bacillariales, Bacillariaceae. The record is from the annotation of a GenBank genome assembly.